GUUUAGAUUGUUUUUUUUUUUUUUUUUUUUUUUUGUAGGUAGUCUCACCCUUGGCCACGAACGUCAAGUCAUUCACGUUUUAGUGCGCAACCACUCAACAUCUUAAAAAUAAAUCUUUUAAAAUCUAAGUAAUCUUCAAGUUUUUUAGGUGAAUCAUAGUGCGAAACGUGUUAUAAUGCCGAAACGUAAGCGUAAGCAUAAUGAUUAUGAUGAAAUUCGGCGCAAAAUAAAAAAGUUGGAGCGUGACUUGCACCAUGCCCGCGAUACGAGAAGUGCAGAAUCUAGGGACGAACGCGACCGUUACUAUGAAUACUCGGAUCGCUCGGAUGAAAACUCAAUUCGACACGAAUCGGAAAAUUCGUUGGACGGAGAUAUUUAUGGAGAUUUCCCAGAAUACCCACCAGAGGAAGAUCCCGUGGAGAUCAUAGAACCCGACGCCCCUACACGUGCAGUCGUGGGUAACGCUGCACCCAUCGCUACGCCCAUCGCUGGACCCGCCGCUAGGCCUAUCAAUACGCCUACCACCACGUCUACCGUUACGUCUACCGUAACGACAGCCGCUACACAUACCGCAGCGCAUGUCACGUGCCCCGCCGUAGCGACAGAUGCGCUUUGUGCCGUAAGUACUGGCGCGGAGGUACUGCAGAAGGAGAGCCCUACGGCGUUAGACAGCUCUGUACUGGAAAUCCUGGGCGAAGAUCCGUCUGAAAGUAUACAGUACGGAAGCGAGAUACGUAAAGAAUUAGCAAACAGGCUCGAACACAUCGCCACUACUGGCCUAUCAAAAGAAGUGCGCAAAGAAUUAUUAGAGGCCUAUCUUAUACCGGCAAACUGUACCAAGAUUGGCGCACCCCUGAUGAACGCGGAAAUUAAGGCUGCCGUUACCGACGUAAUAACCAAAAGGGACAAGGGCAUCGAAAUGCGACAAAAACAGCUAGCAUGUGCAAUUUCAGGGCUAGCAGGAGUAAUUAAUACAGAACUUGAGUCCAGUGAAAAGAACAAUGAGCGGCUGAAGCAACUCAUGGAUAUAGGCCGCAUUCUUUGCGACGUACAACAUAGCGAGUCAGUUACUAGACGUAACUUUGCCAUAUACUCUAUAAAAAAGGAUCUCAAGGAUCAUAUAACAAAUACCAAAAUCGACAAAUACCUGUUCGGCGAGGAACUGGCGGAAACUUUAAAGACUGCCAAAGCAGUAUCAAAAUCGGGCACUGAAUUAAAAGUGAAAAGCCAAGUUAGAAGCGUGAAACCAUUCACACCUACCAGCAAUUUAAACUGGAGAGCGCGGGCCCCAGCACGCAGGCAGCAGGGCCCUCAGCGAAACCGCGAGCCUGCUCAUCGCUCAUCGACGCCGGGUCCAUCUUCAAGACACACACGAACUCCGAGGCACGGCUACUCGUCCAAGACAUCGCAGCCUCCGCAGAGACAACAGCGGCGUCGUUAGACACGGUAAUGUACGCUGGCCAAUUGUCUAGGUUUCGUGCGCAGUGGGAGAUGCUAACCAAUGACCGAACAAUCCUAUCAUGGAUAACAGGCUACAAAAUAAAGUUCACGAGCCCAGUCGUUCAGCACCAGAUCCCCAGCGCAGUGCACUAUACCAACACGGAGAAAGCC
Messenger RNA from Cydia splendana, 1611 nucleotides. RefSeq lists its product as uncharacterized. The transcript has 2 exons. The record is from RefSeq and is a predicted model, not a curated record. Bases 176 to 1441 code for a protein of 421 amino acids. NCBI's taxonomy places the organism in Eukaryota, Metazoa, Arthropoda, Insecta, Lepidoptera, Tortricidae.